CUCGACGCCACGCCUACCCAGCCCAACCAAAGCCCGCGACUAGGCAGACAGACAACUCCUAACUUGCAGCACAACCAAACUCGCCGCGGUCUUCGGACGCCUUGUCCUCUCCGCGCAACUUCCAUCUGCUGCUCGGGUUUCCUUUCUUUCUUCAUCCCAGAUACUGUCCUGCCAGAUCUGUCGGCGAAACGGAGAGGAAGCACCGGAACUGGAGUCAUGCCGUCAGUGUCCAACACCAUCGAUAGGGUGCGCCGCCACUUUGGGGAUAACUUGAGUCCUGAUGAUGCGUAUCUAAGCUAUCAUGAUGUACGCGUGACAAAGCUAGACGUGGACAGCAUCAAGCACGACUGGUUGACGGACAAUGCGAUUGCCUUCUGGGAAGAGUACCUUGAGCGCGAAGAGCUAUCUCGCGUCCCAGCCGCGCAAAUCGUGCUCCUCCGUCCCUCAAUGUCAUUCAUGCUCAUGAACACCCCGGACCCACUCACCCUCAAGGAGGUGCUCCCCAACUUCUCCAAAACCACCCACAUCUUCCUCCCCAUCAACGACAACCGCGAUGUCAACCUCGCAGAAGGCGGUUCGCACUGGUCUCUCCUUCUCGUCUCCAUCAUUGAUGGCGUCAGUUUCCACUACGAUUCACUGGCACCGUGCAACGACAUGGAAGCUCGGAACACAUCUGCAAAACUAGAAGUGCUGCUUGGCAAGAAGCUGGGUUUCAUCCACAUGAGCGAUUCGCCGCAACAGGAGAACGGGAGCGAUUGUGGGGUAUUCGUGUGCUUACUGAUGAAGCAUCUGCUACUGAAGCGACUCUUGCGCGCGGAUGCAAGUAAGAAGAUCAGCAUGAGUAUGUCUGGGCAGAACGUCAAUGCGCAGGCGGGACGGAAGACUAUGGUCAGGAUCAUCGAUUCUCAAAGGAAGGAAGGCGAGAGGCGGAGGUCGCGCAGUGUGUCUCCCUGCCGGAAAGAUGGACCCAAGUCAAGGAGCCCGCCGCGUAUUGGCGAAGAGAACGAGAGCCUAAAGAGUCAGUAGUAAUUCCUCCUAGCUUGCAGUGUCGUGCACUAGCAUCAUAACGAUGGCGACGGAGAUGGUAGACGGACAGCCAUCAACCCAAUUAUACAAAUCUUGGCGCAACGGAACUCGGAGUAUCAAUUAGUAGUGAAGGAAGGGGAGUUCCCACUAGCGCUUAUAGCUUCGGCUGUCUAUGUUCCUAUGUUCGUAUGGCUGGCGUACAGUUAGCGUAGGGGGUGUUCAAG
Molecule: messenger RNA, 1250 nt
Organism: Lindgomyces ingoldianus
Lineage: Eukaryota; Fungi; Ascomycota; Dothideomycetes; Pleosporales; Lindgomycetaceae
Product: cysteine proteinase
Exons: 5
Coding region: 217-1026 (269 amino acids)
Biological process (GO): proteolysis
Molecular function (GO): cysteine-type peptidase activity; deNEDDylase activity
Source: RefSeq, a predicted model, not a curated record